UCUUCCUGUAGCAGGAUGCUGGGCUGCGCUGGUGUUCCUGUGCGGAGCGUUCUGGCUCUCAUGUGUUUACACGCCGAGGAGCUCGCAGGCGCUCGACGCAGUCCGCUGCUGAUUCCUGCUCUCCGCGGGACCAGCGGCUCCAAGAACCAGAACCAGAGCAGGAUGCCGUGGGGAAGAAACGCGGGUCAGUCACGGCUGCUGGGCAAAAAGGCUGGACACGCUCCUGUCAGGGACUGCAGCCUCACCGCGAUGAAUGUUGAGUCCUGGGCGGACUCACCUGACCUCCCGACCCCGCAGCAGCCCGACAGGUUGUGCCUGGAGUCCUUCUGGAGCGAAGUGGAGACCAUACGGAGCGACUCGGAGCCAGACAGCAGCAGACGAGAUUCCCGACAGUCUGAAGACGGCGAGCAGGAGGAGCUCUGGCUGCAGGAUGCUGGUUUGUCUCCGCUAGUAAAUGGUGAAGAAGAGGACGUCGAUAAAGCCGUUCUGUUGUCGACUCUCACUAAGACUCAAGCAGCUGCGGUUCAAAGACGUAUCGACUCGUUCACCUGCUCGCUGCGCAAGAGGAACAAAACGCCAGCGCGACACGUCAGAGACGUCUUUGCCUCCCCCAUUGCUCAGUCAGCAGUUCCUGAGACACACAACAGCGAACCUGACGCACACAGAAACAUGGAGAGUGUGACAAAGACACAACGAUCAGCUGUCAGCGGUCAGGAGACUCAAGGGCUGCAGAUGGACGAGAUCUUUAUCACAGACGUGGCAUAUUGUGAACAAGCGGCCAUCUUACUGAAACAAGCCAAACUACCACAGAACAACAGCAGUCAGUGCAGGAGAGACGACGGAGCACUGCCGCGGGUCAUCUGUCCGCAGUGCCGGCUGGGAGUGACGCGGGUGCUGGAUCUUUCCCAGCAGGAUAUGAAGAAGGUCCGUCAGCUGGCUCUGAUUGACAUGACGGCGCUCUGCGACCUGCUGGGGCUCGAGGUCAAACGACACAAAACCUGCAAACGGAAAAUCCCUGAGAGCUGUUUGUUCGGCGUUCCUCUCGCCUCAUUGGUGGAGAGCGAUCAGAAGAUCAAACCCAACACUCAGAUCCCACUCUUCCUCCAAACACUUCUGUCAUUUCUGGAGAAGAAGGGUCUCGAUUCUGAAGGGAUUCUGCGGGUUCCAGGGUCUCAGUCCAGAAUCAAAGUGCUGCAGCAGAUGCUAGAGAACUCGUUUUACAGCGGUUCGUUCAGCUGGGACGAGGUCAGUCCGAAUGACGCCGCCGCUCUGCUCAAGAAGUUCAUCCGUGAACUCCCGGCGCCGUUGCUGACCGCCGAACACCUCAACACCUUCAGCGCUGUCAGAGAUAUUGCUGACCUGAAACAGAAGCUGCACGUGUUGAAUCUUCUUGUGCUGCUGCUGCCAGAACCCAACAGAAACACACUGAAGGUGCUGCUGGAGUUCCUCAGUAAGGUGGUCCUAAGCGAGAGGCGUAACCGCAUGAACCUGUGGGCUGUCUCCACCAUCAUGGCUCCAAACCUCUUCUUGCACAAAGCUGUUCCCAGUAAACUAGCAGUGGACGGUCCAGAGAAGGGUCAGGCGGAGCGGGCGGCCGACAUCAUGAGACUCCUCAUCCGCUACCAGGACCUGCUGUGGACGGUUCCUAACUUCCUGUUGAGUCAGGUGAGGAAGCUGAACGAGAACAGCAGCCGUCGCUAUCAGUUCUACGACAAACGCAUCAAGCACCUGCUCAGGAAGAUCCACACGGACAGCAGAGACAAACCAGACAAGAACUCCGGCGAGGUGAGAGAGAAGAUCCACAUUUAUCAACACUAA
Molecule: messenger RNA, 1818 nt
Organism: Sinocyclocheilus anshuiensis
Lineage: Eukaryota; Metazoa; Chordata; Actinopteri; Cypriniformes; Cyprinidae
Gene: arhgap40
Product: Rho GTPase activating protein 40
Exons: 12
Coding region: 16-1818 (600 amino acids)
Biological process (GO): regulation of small GTPase mediated signal transduction; signal transduction; regulation of actin filament polymerization
Cellular component (GO): cytoplasm
Molecular function (GO): GTPase activator activity
Source: RefSeq, a predicted model, not a curated record